GCGUUGCAGACGGCGUGAGUAUCGUGUUGGGGUGUACAUACAUGUAGGCAGUCCUCCCUGGGGGUCAGGCUGAGAAAGACGCGCCUGUUCUCUCACGGGCGGCCUCCCGGAUUUUUAAGCGGCCUGCUUCCCAUUCCCACGACCAACUGGAACAACCGGAAGGCCAUACCAUCUCUCACUCGCAACACUCCCAGUAACGAUAGAACCACCAAUGGACGCAGCAGCAGAGCCGUCGCUGACGGUGUACCCGGAAAAGGACCUGACCUUCUCGCCGCCUUUCACCACAACGGUCAGGAGGACGCUCACCGUCUCGAACGUCCAUCCAACCGCGGCUGUUGCGUUUAAGAUCAAGACUACUGCCCCCAAACAAUACUGCGUGCGACCCAACAGCGGCCGCAUCCCCGCCGGCGGCGUCGUCGAAGUCCAAGUCCUCCUCCAACCCACAAAAGAUGACCUCAGCGUCACCACCAAGAACCGCGACAAAUUCCUCGUGCAGGGGAUCAAAGUCCCCUCGGACGUCAUGACCCUCGAAGGGGACGACCUGGUCGCUCGGCUCGCGGAUCUAUGGAGCCAGGCCGAGUCGUUGAAGAAGACGAGCCCGGAGGCUGCGGCGCAGGUGUUGAUUGAGAAGAAGCUGCGGUGUGUGUUUGCGCCUAUCACGUCGCCGGGGGCGGGACAUGCGGUUAUUCACGAGGAGGAGGAGAUUGCUGUGGGGAGGAAGGAGACGGUGUUUUCGAAUGCGAGUGCGAAUAGGGUGUCGAGCAGCGAUGGGGAGCUGAACGCGGGUGUUGGAACCCCAGCCGUUUCUGGGCGGGAUGUCACUACGGAGUUUGCCGAGCCGACGCCGUCAUCACAACUGCCAGCAGCAGCCCUACCUGCGCUACCGGCACAAACCCCAUCCGCCUUCCCCGCUCACCCCCAAGGACAAAAACCCACCACCCCCCCAACCGGCCCCAUCUCCCCACCCACGCCGACCCCCCACCCCCCAAAACAAGCCCUUCCCGAACCCGACCCCGCCCUCCUCCACGAGCUCCACCUCGGCCGCGAAAAAAUCAAAACCCUACAAGCAGCGUGCGAGGGCUACAAACAGGAAAUCGACCGUCUCAACGCGCUCCGUCAGCGUCGUGAGAUUACCUCGUCGAGUUCGGCGUCGAGAGGACCCGCGGCGGGCGGUUUGGCGAUUGCACACACGCAAGCGGAGCAGGGCAUGAGCGCGGCGUUGGUGGUUGCGGUCGCAUUUGUUGGGUUUUUAUUGGGAGUGUUGUUUUUUUGAUUCGCUGUGGAGGGUAAAACAAUCGGUUUUCAACGGCAAAUCCCCUUACCAAAGCUCCGGAAAAUUGCGGCGCCGCCCAAACUCCCCUCUUUAACUCCCAUCCCUACUUCGUCAUAGUCAACCUAUCCUAGUCCCUCGCCUUCCCGCCAUAUAGUUUUCACCGUUGGGAAGUUCCAACCCAUCUAAUAUUUACCCUC
This is a messenger RNA of Fimicolochytrium jonesii, 1470 nucleotides long. Its product is annotated as PapD-like protein. The record is from RefSeq and is a predicted model, not a curated record. Gene Ontology annotation, cellular component: plasma membrane; endoplasmic reticulum membrane. Gene Ontology annotation, molecular function: FFAT motif binding. Lineage: Eukaryota; Fungi; Chytridiomycota; Chytridiomycetes; Spizellomycetales; Powellomycetaceae. Bases 212 to 1273 code for a protein of 353 amino acids. Gene Ontology annotation, biological process: endoplasmic reticulum membrane organization. The transcript is spliced from 2 exons.